Molecule: messenger RNA, 931 nt
Organism: Paramecium sonneborni
Lineage: Eukaryota; Ciliophora; Oligohymenophorea; Peniculida; Parameciidae
Source: the annotation of a GenBank genome assembly
AUGUUAAUACUAGAUAAAAUUAUAGCUAUUUGGUAAAGCAUUACUUUUGGAACUAAAUUUGUUCUUAUAUCAAGCACUUUAUGUUGCAUCCUUGAUAUAUUUACAAACGAUUCCUUAUUCAAUAUAUUUGUUGAUACCCCAUCUAAAACUAUAUAUGAAUUCGAAUUAUGGAGAUUGUUCAUUCCACAAUUCUUUCAUGGUAAAUUUAAAAUCAUUUACCAAUAGGCGAUAUGUAUAAUAUUACCAUUAGUUUACUUGGAUUUCUCUUUUGUGCUAUUGAAGUUGAAAAAAGUUAUGGUACAAUACCAUUUUUUUGUGAUAUAUUCUUUAAGAAUCUGAUCAUACAAGUAUUUAAAAAUUGAUCCUUAGAUUAUUUAUGUUUUGCUAUGUUUUUCAUUGUCAUAUCUUACUAAAGAAGUUCUAGAAACAUAAUCUUUUGGAUUUUGGAAUAUCACUUUCAUUUACAUGAUGAAUAAGUAUAUUAAAUAUAUAAGUGAAGAGCAUUAACAGAUUAGGAUGAAUAUUAAAAGUUUUUAUGCUUUCCAUUUUCAUUGCCAUCAAAAUACUAUCCUCCUGCAUUCUUCUUAAUAAUGAAUAUAAUUGAAUUUCCUAGAUUAGACUUAAUAGCAUCAACUAUGUUUGCAUUUAUUGAAUAUCAAUUAUUUGAUGGUUUCAUGAUGAAAUUAUCUAAGGUAAAUACUUAAUAUAUAAAAAUAGGGCUUUGUUACAAAAAUAGAAUAUUCGUUCCCAUUUAAAUAUUUCUAAUCUAGACAGGAUUUCAUUACAUGUGAUUAAGUGAAUCAUUCUUUUGUAUUAGAGGAGGCAAAAUAAUCACAAUUCUAAUUAGAAAUAGGCAGUAUUACAACAACAGAAUCUAGAGUAUAAGAUUAAUAAUAGAUUUGAGAGAGAAAAGGUUAAAUAUAUAAAAUUA